ACUGUAGAAAAUCACUCUUCUUCAACUUCGACCAUCCCAGCAAUUCUCUCCUGCGCCAAUCUCAAUCGUUGUCUCAAGUUGCUUGCAGCCUUUUCGUGGCUUCUAUUAGCCUUUGUCUUUUGAAGUUCCUUCGAGCGUCUACAUUCCAUCCUCUGUGAAUCACCUCUUGUCGAAACUCCACGCAGCGUUGUAUCACCGUCAUAACACAAGCCUAUCACAGCGUAUGGCUUGUGCGAUCUCCCCUCUACCGCCCCUUGCAGCUUAGCCGCCUGUCAGCUCCCCAGGGCCUAUCGGUUACCUGCAUUGCCUCCCGUCGGCAAAAGCAAUCACUGUCGAUAGGCCUUCUCCGCCAUGGUUAAUAUCUUCAGGAAAAGAGACUCGAGAAACACUCAUCAUGACUCAAAUUCAGACAGAGCAUCUUUGAGACCCGCUCUCAUUGAACGCAUCUCAGACUAUUCCCACAAGUCCCCAAAGCUGGUCAGUGAUCGAUUCGCCCUUCCGUCACCGUCGUCCGAAGCCAUGCCGGACGUUCCUAUCCCAGAUCCGCCGGAUCCAAGAUCACAUCCUGCUGCAUAUCUUCGAAGUAUCCACGCCGUUAGACAACGAAGCCGGUUGGUCCUGGAGGAAGCCAAAGUCAAUGCUCUCAACCAUUUCGCUGUAGAUUUAUCCAAGUUCAAGGACACGGCGGAUUAUGUGGUGUCCAUUAUUAAACGAGACUUUGAAGGAGAUUACUCAUCUAUACCACCUCAUGGUCGUUGGCAGCAUUUCGAAGUUGGUGGUCGUCCGAGAGUGACUCAGCUGCUGCAAUCAUGGCCAAACUCAAUCGACAAUCAAGAGCGCACUCGACGGCUAAUUGACCUUUUCCUCGUUUCCGUACUCCUUGAUGCUGGUGCUGGGACCAAAUGGUCCUACAAGUCCAAGGAGUCUCCGAAAUCGUACGCUAGAAGCGAAGGUCUCGCCGUGGCCAGUUUGGAAAUGUUUAAGGCUGGAGCUUUCAGCAGCGACCCAGAUCAACCGCAUCAAGUGGAUGCUGCUGGCCUGAAGAAAUUGACUGUCGAUACGCUCGCCAAAGGCUUGCAAGUGUCGGAGUCCAACCCUAUGUCAGGCCUGGAAGGUCGGGCAGGAUUGCUCAUCAGGCUGAGUACCGCUUUGGAGAAUGCUGACAUCUUUGGCGCGGAUGGGCGGCCAGGAAACAUGAUCGACUAUCUCUUGUCCCAUCCCACUACUCAGGCGGCGUCUGUUCCCAUCGUUCUCCUGCCAACGCUCUGGAGCGUACUGAUGGAUGGUCUGUCAGCCAUCUGGCCUUCAACAAGGACCAACAUCCAGGGAACACCACUCGGUGAUGCCUGGCCUUGUCACGCUAUGCCAAAGUCCCCGCCAGCUCAACCGUGGGAGAAUAUUGUACCUUUCCACAAGCUGACCCAGUGGCUCUGCUACUCAUUAAUGGUUCCCAUGACCAAAUUGCUCAAUUUUCACUUUGCAGGAGCGGACCUAAUGACUGGUCUACCCGAAUACCGGAAUGGAGGUCUCCUAGUCGAUACUGGUCUUCUUACCCUGAAGGAGGAGGAUAGACGGAAAGGUCUGAAGACUUAUCAUCAGAUGGUCGGCGAUGGCAAUGCUGUGGAGGUUGUGCCUACAUUCGAGCCUAGUGAUGAUGUUAUCGUGGAAUGGCGUGCUCUUACAGUGGGCUUCCUGGACGAACUGCUGGCGGCCGUGAACAAAGGGCUUGGUUUGGAGGGUUCACAACAGCUUACAUUGGCGCAAAUGCUCGAAGCCGGUACUUGGAAGGUGAGGGCUUUGGUGCUAUUCUCGUAACUCGAGCUGACGCUGUUUUUAGGGAGGACGUGAAAUUGCACAAGUCUCACGGCCGAU
Molecule: messenger RNA, 1872 nt
Organism: Exophiala viscosa
Lineage: Eukaryota; Fungi; Ascomycota; Eurotiomycetes; Chaetothyriales; Herpotrichiellaceae
Exons: 3
Coding region: 352-1815 (487 amino acids)
Source: RefSeq, a predicted model, not a curated record